Messenger RNA from Mustela erminea (ermine), 1495 nucleotides. Its product is annotated as alpha-1,3-mannosyl-glycoprotein 4-beta-N-acetylglucosaminyltransferase-like protein MGAT4E. Gene Ontology annotation, molecular function: acetylglucosaminyltransferase activity. Gene Ontology annotation, biological process: protein N-linked glycosylation. NCBI's taxonomy places the organism in Eukaryota, Metazoa, Chordata, Mammalia, Carnivora, Mustelidae. The record is from RefSeq and is a predicted model, not a curated record.
GCCCGUCCAGGCCCAUCCCAACGGUUCAGGCCAACUCGGACUCGGACCAUCCGCAAGGUGCAGCUUCAUAACCUCCGUGAGCAUCGGAUUCCUGUGGCUUUUCAUCACUUUGAAAGUCCCGGAGGAAAUUGAACAUGAUCAGAACGAGAUGACUAUCAAAGGCCAGGAGGACAGUUAUGACAAAAGGAAAGACCCGAGACCACUAGAAGACUGGCAGAAUCUUACCUUCAAAUAUUUUAAAACGGUUCAGCAGAGAAGAAAAACAUGGCUGACAGUGGGGAUUUCCUCAGUGCCACAACCACAUCAAAGAAGCCUCUUGCACACUUUGGUCUCUCUGUUCCGUGCUUCCUCUAAGAGCGAGAAGAAACGUCUCACAGUGCUGGUCCACCUGGCACAUUCUGACCUCACCCAGCUCAGAGAAACCAUUCUUCGUAUUUCAACCCUCUUCAGCCCACAGAUCUUGGCAGGGCAGCUGCUACUGAUCCAUGCUCCGCCUGAUGUCUACCCCUCCAUGGAUGACAUGAGGAAGGAGGCCCGUCAUGGGGAAUUCUACUCUAGGCAGAAUAUAGAUCACGCCUUCCUCAUGAGCUUUGCCACAAGUCUCUCUGAAUACUUCCUGUUACUGGAGGACAAUGUCUUUUCUGCCCCCAACUUUAUCACCCACAUUGAUUGGAAGGUGAACACCAUGAGGUCUGACCCAUGGGUGCUCCUGGAGUUCUCGAAUCUGGGCUUCCUUGGCAAACUCUUUCACAGCAAGGACCUCCCACUCCUGGCCCAUUUCCUCCUCCUCUUCUAUAAGGAACUGCCCCUUGACAGGCUGAUCCCCCACUUCCGUACCCUCCUAGCUCAGAAAAACCCAAUCAUCUGCAGACCUUUCCUUUUCUACCCCAGGUUCUUCUUCCACAUCUCUAAUGACACCCAGAAGGCCAGGCCAGCUCAGAAGAAGGACCCCUACAUUCCUGACAACCCACCUGGAGCCAUUUUCACAGAUAUGAAGGUUUUUGAUGUUCAUUUCCCCUGGGAAGCCUACACUCUGGAUGAAUCAUUCUUCUGGACCCACAAUGUUAGUGCAGGGAACCACCUGACAAUCAUUUUGAACCAUCCGGCAAACUUGAGCAAAGUGCAAGUGUUAACAGGCACCAUCGGAUGGAAAGUACGCCCUGGAGAAGGGGCAAGUGGAGCUGGGCUACGACCCCGAGGGAAUGCCCCAGUACUGUACCAGCUUCGCCUUGCUGGGCCAUCUCUUCGAAGGGCAGAUGAAUCAGGAGAUAUUUCUGAAAAGUAUGGGGCACGAUGUGAGCUGUGUAAGGCUGGUGGUGAAGGCUAAUCAGGUUGGCAGUCUUAUAAUCAGGCAUAUUUAUCUCUGGAAGCAAAAUGCCAAAGAUAUGGAAGGAGUUCAGAGUUGGAGGUAAAUCAGUAAGGGUGUAAAAGAAAUUAAAGUCUUGAAGCCAUUCCAUUCUAAGCCUAUCUGACUGACAUAGGGGAGAUGCCAGGG